AUGCCCAAAAAGGUAAAAGAUGUGCAAUCAUUCAUCGGAUUAGCCGGAUACUAUCGAAAAUUUAUCGAAGAUUUCUCACGAAUAGCAAAACCUUUAACAAAACUCACAAAGAAAGGAGAGAAAUUUGAGUGGACCGAAACACAACAAAACGCAUUUGACAUGCUAAAAAAUAAAUUAACGACGGCAUCGAUAUUAAAAUAUCCCGACUUCACGAGAGAAUUCCUCCUAACCACGGAUGCAUCGGACUAUGCAAUAGGAGCCGUCUUAUCGCAAGGCGAGAAAAAUAAAUUGCAACGACGCGCUAAAGCACCGUUAAUGAUAACAGAUACGCCAACAAAACAAUUUGAGAAAUGCGCGUUAGAUAUCGUAGGACCAUUGCCUGUAACGACGAUGGGAAACAAAUAUACAUUAACAUUUCAAGAUAAUUUAACAAAAUUUAGCAAAGGAAUACCAGUACAAAAUCAAGAGGCAACAACAAUAGCAAAAGAACUGGACGAAUGGAUACCGUAUGCGAUGUUCGCAUAUAAUACGACACCGCACACCGCUACGGGAUCACGCCGUUCGAACUGGUAUAUGGGCACCAGGCACCACUACCUACGGCCCUAA
This is a messenger RNA of Pogonomyrmex barbatus (red harvester ant), 606 nucleotides long. RefSeq lists its product as uncharacterized. Lineage: Eukaryota; Metazoa; Arthropoda; Insecta; Hymenoptera; Formicidae. The record is from RefSeq and is a predicted model, not a curated record.